Hypoxylon trugodes is the source of this 1815-nucleotide messenger RNA. RefSeq lists its product as uncharacterized. The transcript has 4 exons. NCBI's taxonomy places the organism in Eukaryota, Fungi, Ascomycota, Sordariomycetes, Xylariales, Hypoxylaceae. Bases 1 to 1689 code for a protein of 562 amino acids. The record is from RefSeq and is a predicted model, not a curated record.
AUGUCAGGUAUUGAAAUAGUAGGGCUCGUUUUAGGUGCUUUUCCGAUAGCUAUUACGGCUCUCGGGAAGUAUCGGGAAAUUUCCAAGCGUCUCGAGCUAUUCAACAAAAUCAGGCCUCAAUACAUGAGAUUUGAGGAUGAGGAGAAAAUAAAUCAUCUUUUAUCGGACUCUAGCAACACAUGCUGGGAAGACAAGAAUAUUGCAGAGCUUCUUCGGCGUCAGUUGGGCGACGACUCGUACCAGCUAGUCUUAGGGUGCAUCGAAGGUAUCAAAGAUGCUGUACAGAAAUUGAACCAUGAGUUGGCACUAGAUUCGGCCACAGUGCAAAACUCCCUCAACGUGACAGGGGUCCGAGUACCACAAGUGAGCCCCGGAGAUUCAACUCCAACAGCCUUCAUGAGAUUCCAGCUAUACAAGGUCAAAUUUAGUAAUGGCGAAAGCUUCCGAACUGAGCUGUUCCAUAAAUUAGAGCAAUACGAGACCCAACUUGGAAGAAUAUUAGACAUACGCAGCAAUGAAGCAAAUAUCGGCCAAAAAGCAUCCCCUAAAUGCACACUAACCAGCGACUUGGCUCUAUGCAGUUUUUGGGAACAUGCUAACACUUUUUCUAAGGCUCUCGCAUCGGCGUGGGCGUCUUGUUGCCAGGGACAGCAUAUCGCAAGAUUACUGCUACAACAUAGAACAAGCAAAAGCCCCGAGUUCAACAUGCUUUUUGCCAGGGACUUGACUUCUCAUUGGCAUAUACAGAAGACUAUGAUCACCGAUAGCGAUAAAAGCACACCCAAUAAGUGCACAGCAGAGAUCCCCAACAUUGCAACCACGUUGGUCUACCGACCAAAGCACAAAUCAAACAUCCCGCUAAAAUCCGCGAUGAAGAAAGCAGGGACAUCGAAACCGCGACAUGCAACUACCCAGAUACCUUUGCUACCAAUAGCACGAGUGGACUCGCCACAUCCAAUAUCAAAGCUCUGCAGCUCGCUAGACGAAGAAGGCGAUGGUUGCUGCGGCUACCUGGUAGAAGAAGAGUCCCGGUAUUAUGUGCAUAGAGUAUCACGGAAGGCAGCAAAACAAUUUGACUUCAUCACGUUGGAUCAGAUAAUCAGGAUGCAAGUGUCACCUGCAGCCAGUCGGCGAAAGCGUUACGCACUUUCGUUUACAUUGGCGUCUUCUUUUCUCCAACUUCUCGACACCCCCUGGCUCCCCGAGCUAUGGAGAAAAUCAGAUAUUAUUUUCAUCCAUAGCGACAAGGAGGCCGAUAUAUUCCUUCUAGAUCAACCAUAUCUCACCCGCGAGUUCGUUGCCCAGCCAUUACAGGGAAAUGAGCAAGGGAAAACCUCGUUAAGCGCUCCGACUGGCGCGAGGGGGAUCGGUUCCGGCGCUUCCAGGUCGAUAGAACUACUAGGUGUAGCCCUCCUCGAGCUUUGUUUCGGCCAGUCGCUUGAAUCCCAGCCGCACCGAGGCAAAUGGCCACCCGGGAACAAUGACAUGGAAAAGUGUACGUUUGACACUGUGGCCGCUCGAGAUUGGGUUGAAGAAGUCAAUGAAGAGGCAGGACCCGACUUUGACGAAGCUAUUAGAUGGUGUUUAGGGGGGUAUAUGAAUAUAGCACCGGAUGAAUGGAGGCGGGAGAUGUUGCGGCGGGUUGUUCGGCCCCUUGAGAGAUGCCAUAGAUAUCUGACUGGAGAAUAAUGAACCUGACGCCAAGAAUCGCAGCAAACAUAUUCUUAGAAGAAGCACUACCUUAUUUCGAGACCCAUUAUAUUAUUAUUAUUUCAAGUCUUUACUCUCUCAUGUAGAUGAACAAACAUUGUCAGG